This is a messenger RNA of Entrophospora candida, 971 nucleotides long. Lineage: Eukaryota; Fungi; Glomeromycota; Glomeromycetes; Entrophosporales; Entrophosporaceae. The record is from the annotation of a GenBank genome assembly.
CAAAGAUGAAAAAGACUAUCAGACUUUUUUUUGUAAUGAAAUCCUAUCACAAUUGCCAGAAAACCAUUACAUUAAAGUUCUUGACACUCAUAAUCGUUUUUACUUGGAUGGGCUGGCACCAGAUAUCUCAGCUUUGCACAGUGACUAUGGAUUAGAUAUUCAUGUAAUCAAUUCAGUUGGUGAUAUUAAACCAAGGAAAACACCAACAUUUGCAUUCCAAGAUGCACAUAAAGGACAAGUCUUGAACUAUGUGACAAAUUUUCUGACAGACUUUUAUGAGAUUGUAUUUAUUCGUGUUGUCAAAGAAGGGCAGGAAAAUGAAUUGCAAUUCCCAGUCCAUUUUUCUAGUCCUUUCCAAUUUGAUGGUGAAGGAAGUAAAUAUCUACAAGCUUUAUUAUUUGAGAUGUCAUACCAUCCUGAAAUUGGGUUGAAUGUUUGCACAAGUUCAUUAAUAGCACAGACAAAAACUUCUAAGAUUUUUGUAGUGAAAAAAAGAAAUGAUGUGGUUCUUAAAAUUGUACACCAAAAGAUUUUACUGGAAAGGGAAAAAAAAGCAUUUGAAAAAUUAAAAGGAAUUACUGGGAUUAUUCAACUUUUGGGGCAGUCAAACUGUGCAUUAUUGUUAUCUCCAAGGGCUACCAUUAAUAGCAGUAAUGAUAUUAUUUUAGCAGAUUUUGGCUCAAGUGCUUUUACAGGAGAGAUAGAUUUUUAUGGGGGUGCACCAUUGGUUUUAGUUUCUGAACGUGUGCUAAACAGUUAUGGAAAAACCAUAGAUGCUCAUCCAAAGGAUGACCUUCAUAUAUUAAUUUGGUCUCUUUAUUUACUUGUAAAUCAGUCAAAUUUAAAUGAAACUUUUUUAAACAUUGAUGACACAAAUUCAGUUCGUGAAUAUUGGGAAAAUAUAUUUAAAAGUGAGCCAUGGAAGACCAUGCAUGGAUAUUGCAAUGAAUUAGCAUAUUAUGAACUUAAAU